Molecule: messenger RNA, 3310 nt
Organism: Panthera uncia (snow leopard)
Lineage: Eukaryota; Metazoa; Chordata; Mammalia; Carnivora; Felidae
Gene: ANKLE2
Product: ankyrin repeat and LEM domain containing 2
Exons: 13
Coding region: 33-2921 (962 amino acids)
Biological process (GO): negative regulation of phosphorylation
Cellular component (GO): endoplasmic reticulum
Molecular function (GO): protein phosphatase 2A binding
Source: RefSeq, a predicted model, not a curated record
GACCGGGCGGCGGCGGCGGCCGGGCGGCGGCGAUGCUGUGGACGCGGCUGGCGGCGGCUGAGUGGGCGGCGCUGGUCUGGGAGCUGCUGGGGGCGUCCGUGCUGCUGAUCGCGGUGCGCUGGCUGGUGCGGCGGCUGGAUAAGCGGCCGCAGGGCCUGGGCCGGAGCGGGCCUCCAGCCCCGCCGCCCGGCGCGGCCACGAGCUCGGCCCUAGACCCAGGUGAGAUGACAAUGGACGCUAUCUUGGCUCGAUUGAAACUCCUGAAUCCAGAUGACCUUAGAGAAGAAAUUGUGAAAGCUGGAUUGAAAUGUGGACCCAUUACAUCAACCACAAGGUUCAUUUUUGAGAAAAAAUUGGCUCAGGCUCUACUGGAGCAUGGAAGAACACUGCCUUCACAGCCUCCUGGCCACGACAUGUCAGGAGCCACAACCAUAAGCCAGGACGCACAGAGAAAUUGGAAUUCGGCUGUAGGGAGCCAACCUGAGCAGGUUGGCUUGUCUGAGGACAGAGAUUUUGGUUACAGCGUGGGCUUGAAUCCUCCAGAGGAAGAUGUCGUGAUGUCUAAGACCUGCUCUCUGUCCUUCAGUGCUGCCACUGGGGUCAGCGGUCACAAAGCCAUGGUGACGGCCUCUGCAGGGCCGCCUCUGUACUAUGGGGUAUGCCCGGCGUACGAGGACAUCCCUGCAAGAAAUGAAAGGAUUCAUGUUUAUGAAGAUAAAAAGGAAGCACUGCAAGCUGUCAGAAUGAUCAAAGGAUCUCGAUUUAAAGCUUUUUCAAGUAGAGAAGAUGCUGAGAAAUUUGCUAGAGGACUUUGUGAUUAUUUCCCUUCUCCCAGCAAAGCCUCUUCAGCACUUUCUCCUGUGAAAACAGCACCACUCAUGAGCAGUGGUGGGCUGAAAGAUGGUUUGUACCCACCUGAGUCUGAAACUGUAAACAAAGAGCGAGCCAACAGUUACAAAACCCCCCGUACUCAAGAUCUCACUGCCAAACUUCGAAAGGCUGUGGAGAAGGGAGAAGACGACACCUUUUCCGAUCUCACCUGGAGUAACCCCCGGUAUCUGAUUGGUUCGGGGGACAAUCCCACCAUUGUGCAGGAAGGAUGUCGGUACAAUGUUAUGCAUGUUGCUGCCAAAGAGAAUCAGGCUUCUAUCUGCCAGCUGACCCUAGAGACUCUGGAAAACCCCGAGUUUAUGCGACUCAUGUACCCGGAUGAUGACCAGAACAUGCUGCAGCAGCGCAUCUAUUACAUCGUCGACCUGUACCUAAACACGCCUGACAAAGUGGGCUAUGACACACCAUUGCAUUUUGCUUGUAAGUUUGGGAAUGCAGACGUGGUCAAUGUGCUUUCUUCACACCCUUUGAUUGUAAAAAACCCAAGGAAUAAAUAUGAUAAAACUCCUGAAGAUGUCAUUUGUGAAAGAAGCAAAAAUAAGUCUGUGGAGCUGAAGGAGCGGAUCAGAGAGUGCUUAAAGGGCCACUACUACGUGCCACUCCUGAGAGCUGAGGACACGUCGUCUCCGGUGAUCGGGGAGUUGUGGUCUUCAGACCAGAUGACCGAGACCUCUCACAUCAGCCAUGGUGGAGGCGGCCCCAGAGACCCUGUUCUGACCCUGCGAGCCUUUGCAGGGCCCCUCAGCCCAUCCAAGGCAGAAGACUUCCGCAGGCUCUGGAAGACCCCACCUCGAGAGAAAGCGGGCUUCUUUCACAGUGUCAGGAAGACGGACCCAGAAAGAGGCGUAGAGAGAGUGGGAAGGGAGCUGGCUCAUGAGCUGGGGUAUCCCUGGGUCGAGUACUGGGACUUUCUGGGCUGCUUUGUUGACUUGUCUUCCCAGGAGGGUCUGCAAAAACUAGAAGAAUAUCUCGCUCCCCGGGAAGUGCGCAACGACGCCCAAGAGUCGGGAGAAAAUGAAGCCAGCCGUCAGGACGCCUCUGUCUCUGGCCGCCGGAAGUGCAGCAAUUCCAUCUCCGUGAGGGCGUUUCUGGACGAAGAUGACGAAUUGAGCUUGGAGGAGAUUAAAAAUCGGCAGAACACAGCUCGGAACAACACCCGGCCCACACUUGGCACUUUUGGGGACUUGGAGUGUGACAUCCUUCCCUUGGAGCAGGAGACCGAACUCAUAGAAGCCUCCACCCUGACCAGUGCCCACAGCAGCAAGAAUGGAUUUUGUAGCCCCCUAAGCGGAGGCCAGACUCUGGGGAGGAGGCGGCCAGAAGCCCCGCGUGGGGAGGAAGCCCUUCUCUCACCGGUGCCGGGCCUGACUGUUGAGUUUGAUAAACUAAAUUUGCAAGAUCUAGGAAGUAACUUUUCUAAGACCCCAAAUAAAAAUAUGAAAACUGCAGACAGACGGAGCCCGACAACAAGAACGGAUGCAGUGGAGAGGGACUUGUUAGAGCCGUCUGCUGCCGAUGCUCUUACAAAUGAGCAAAUGAGGACAGAAAAUGAAAUAUCCGCCAGAAUUGCUAAGAUACUCCUGGGUCCCGACGCUCCUGGGCACGAGGCACAGCAGAGCUACAGUUCCCCAUCCCCAGAGCCCUCAGGGGUCCCAGCUAGGAAGGAACCCAUCCAGAGGCUCUUCCUUUUUGGAGAGGAGCCGUCCAAACUGGAUCGGGAUGUGUUGGCCGCUCUGGAGGGUACGGAUGUGGACCCACAGCGGUACCCGGCUGUCCACAGGUGGAAGAGCGCCGUCCUAUGCUUCUCCCCCUCAGACAGACAGAGUUGGCCGAGCCCCGCGCUGAAAGGGAGGCUGGAGUGUCGGCAGCCGGAUCUUGGCGGCCCCCACAGCUGCAGCCCAGGGAGAAGCCCCGGGAAGCCCGGCCCCACACCCCACUCCCCGGGCCUGGGCAGCCCUGGGCGCUAUAGCCCCGCAGGCGGGGGCCGCCUCCGCAGGAUGGCGCGCCUGGCCCAGCUCACGGCCUUGUAGGGCUGGUGCCAGCUGCUGGGCGUCUUUUAUUCUGUGUUUGUAAAGACAGAAGGGUAACGUGUUUAUUGCUAAAAUUCUACCAAAAAGAAUAUAUUCUGAUUAAUUUAUUCUCAUUUUGAGAGUUAAAAGAAUUUUAGAAAAUGCACAUUUUUUUGUAUAAAAUUUCCUUCUCUGGUGUUUUGGGAGAACUUGAUGAAAGCAAACUCGGAUACAGAUUUUCUGAGAAUUGUCACUUGUACCGACGCAGACUCGAGCUCACCGUCCCAGGAGGACGGCAGGUUGUGGGUGCCAGAGUUGGGCGGCCAGAUCGGCGGUGGCGCCCCUCGAAUAGCUUCAUUCGCUUCAGUUCCGUUCUUAGAACAGAUGAAUUUUGUGUCGUCUUCUUUUUC